Paramisgurnus dabryanus is the source of this 2879-nucleotide messenger RNA. The record is from RefSeq and is a predicted model, not a curated record. Lineage: Eukaryota; Metazoa; Chordata; Actinopteri; Cypriniformes; Cobitidae.
GAAUACUGUAAAUGAAAAUGAAUUUGACGUGCAAACUAAUAACAGCAAGCUGCUGUUCAGUCUUACGGAAUAAUACAGUAUUUUUUUUGUCUGGUCAGGCACGUCAGACAUGUGACUAACUCAUCUGCAACGAGACACAUUAACAGUCAAAUAGAUUUAAUUACGCUGUUUUUCGGCACUUUAUUAUUUGAGAAGGAAGCGGAAUUAAAAGAGGAUCGAAUUUCACUCUGACUGUGACCCUGCCAGGACCGAGACAGACGCGAAUUCGCGUGUUUUUUACUCUUCGCCUGUACAGUAUAUCAAGGCACGUCAGAUGACACGUGACUAACUCAUCUGCAACGAGGCACAUUAACAGUCAAAUAGAUUUAAUUACGCUGUUUUUCGGCACUUUAUUAUUUGAGAAGGAAGCGGAAUUAAAAGAGGAUCGAAUUUCACUCUGACUGUGACCCUGCCAGGACCGAGACAGACGCGAAUUCGCGUGUUUUUUACUCUUCGCCUGUACAGUAUAUCAAGAUUCAUGUCAUCCAUCAGUGGUGAAAUUAAGGCUAUUAUCCUCAAGACGUUGCCCAGCUUGUCUGAGGAUAUUCAAAAUCAGAUUAUCACUGGACUUCUGAGCUCAGGAGUGGAAUCAUUAGACGACCUCAAGUAUGUACAGCAAGAUGAUCUCAGAGACUUUUUACCUGUCAUACACCAAAGGAAGGUUCUGGAGGCAUUCAGAAAUGAAACUUUAAAAGUCACACUUGAUCUCGAAAUCUUGCCACAUGAUCUCGAAGUCUUGCCGCUUGGCUCAACACAAACAAGUCUAUCUUCUGUCUCCAGUACACUGCCUUUUUCCUCUUCAUCUUCAUUGUCAAGCCCUUCACCAGCAUCAUCACCUUGUACUUCGAGCAGGGUGAGUCAACCAGCCAACAUAUCCAGUAAAUGGCACGAAACCUUUGAGAUUCCUUGGGAUAAAAUGCCUGAGGAAGUGCAGUCAGCCAUUGCUAACGGCAAGCGACCUGCUCCUGACAAGCGACGCCAGAUGAUACGCAUCCUGGUGGAUGAAAUAAGAAAACACGAUGCUAAUCCAACACGUAAUGAAUGUCUCCUCAUCUGCCGUAAUAUCGUUAAACAGUACCCGAGUAGUUUUGCCGAUAUGAUGCCAGGAGGUGUUAUCAUUGGUGGUGGAUUUACUUCACUCCUUUCUCAGGUAAAAACAAGGAUUGAAAAUGUUAACCGUGCAGGGACAUUGAAACGACACAGAACAUCAAGACUGUCUGGACAACUGCAGAGGCCAAGUGAUUCUUAUGGAUGCAAACAAUUUAACCCAGAACUGCCAUUAGAAGAAACUCAUGAUACACUGGAACAGAAGCGGCAACAACUGGAGAACAUUUACAGACAGGAAGGUAUUCACAGUGGUGAGAAGGCUGAAGUGAUAAACCUCAUGAAAACAACAUUCUGUCUUCAGCGUACUAAAAUUAAUGAGACUCCAGCCCCUUCGAUUCAAAAUUUGAGAAUCCAGUGGCCUUACCUCUUUACUCAAAGGGGUAUCUUCUGCCACUUCGAGUUACUGACAGACAUUAGUGUGUUAAGUGCUUUGGAACUAUCCAUUAAAGAAUGUGGGCAAGGAAUAGUGAAGUAUUUGAUGACCAAAGCAAAGAACAAGCCUGUCAUCUCCGAGGGUGAAGAUGCGGAGCUGACUCUCAUCCGGCUGCUGAUGGCCUACUUUGAUGAGAAAACAGAGGGACUGAUACUCCGUGCUGAUAUGUCUGCCACUGUGGCAGAUGUUGAGCAAACCCUGACCCUCCCUGCUAGUCCAAGGCUGAUACUGCUGGUUGCUGGUGAUGAAAUCACACUUGGAGGGUGGAUGAUCAGCAUCGAAAACAACAUAAUCUGUGAAGGCAUCCAGCAAAGCUUCAUCAGAGGGCUGGCUGCAGUUUUCGCCACCUACUAUGUUUUCAACUUGCAAUACCAAGAGGAAGCUGCAAGGACACUGGAGUUUGUCCAAAGACGCUUAAUUGGUGUGAACCCUGAGAGGGGAACUAAAGCCAGCCAGGUGAAGUUGUCCAAGAAAACAGGAAAGCUGGUCACGAAAAAGGCAGCAACUGUGAAUCCCCAUGUGGCCACCCUGAUCAAAAACCUCAUGGACUUUGAGUGGGGUUUUAUUUAAAUUUUUUAUAGUUAUUUUAUUUGAAGGUGAUGACACAGCAUUGUGUUCAGCAACCAGAACUGUACUGUGUUCAGCAACCAGAUGUUUAAGAAAAGUCACAGCAUUGUGUUCAGCAACCAGAUGUUUAAGAAAAGUCACAGGAUUGUGUUCAGCAACCAGAUGUUUAAGAAAAGUCAAAACAUUGUGUUCAGCAACCAGAUGUUUAAGAAAAGUCACAGCAUUGUGUUCAGCAACCAGAUGUUUAAGAAAAGUCACAGGAUUGUGUUCAGCAACCAGAUGUUUAAGAAAAGUCAAAACAUUGUGUUCAGCAACCAGAUGUUUAAGAAAAGUCACAGCAUUGUGUUCAGCAACCAGAUGUUUAAGAAAAGUCACAGGAUUGUGUUCAGCAACCAGAUGUUUAAGAAAAGUCAAAACAUUGUGUUCAGCAACCAGAUGUUUAAGAAAAGUCACAGCAUUGUGUUCAGCAACCAGAUGUUUAAGAAAAGUCACAGCAUUGUGUUCAGCAACCAGAUGUUUAAAAAAGUCAAAACAUUGUGUUCUGCAACCAGAUGUUUAAGAAAAGUCACAGCAUUGUAUUCAGCAACCAGAUGUUUAAGAAAAGUCAAAACAUUGUGUUCAGCAACCAGAUGUUUAAGAAAAGUCACAGCAUUGUGUUCAAAAACCAGAUGUUUUAAAAAGUCAAAACAUUGUGUUCUGCAACCAGAUGUUUAAGAAAAGUCACAGCAUUGUA